UUAUUAUGCAAACCCAUCUCGAAUUCGCGAUCCAUCCAUUCUCUCUCGCUCGCUCUCCCAUGGCGCUCCAAACCCUAAACCCGCGGCACGUGCUGCCGCUGCCGCUGCCUCGGCGGCGCGCGCCGCGGCCCCGCGUGCUCCACCGCCCGCCGCCUCCGCGACGGAGGCUCGAGGGGGCGGCGCGGCCGCGGGCCGUGGCGGUGGCUGUCAACGAGGCGAGGAGGCGGUGGCCGCCGGCGGAGGGGGGAGGGGAGGAGGGGAAGGAGACGGACCUCGCCACGCUCGGGAACCUCUGCGUCGACGUCGUGCUCAGCGUGCCCCAGCUCCCGCCGGCGCCGCGCGAGGAGCGGGAGGCUUACAUGGAGCGCCUCGCCGCGUCGCCGCCUGACCAGAAAUUUUGGGAGGCUGGUGGAAACUGCAACUUGGCCUUUGCUGCAGCUAGGCUUGGGCUUCGCUGUUCCACACUGGGGCAUGUAGGAGAGGAAAUUUAUGGGAAGUUUCUUCUUGAUGUGCUUGAGGAGGAGGGCAUUAGUGUUGUUGGGAUGCUUGAUAACUCUGAUUCUGGUGCAUGCCGAAAUGCCUAUGAGACCCUUCUUUGCUGGGUUCUUGUAGACCCAUUUCAGAGACAUGGAUUUUGCAGCCGAGCAGACUUUAGUGAUGAGCCAGCUUUCAGUUGGAUACGUAAACUCCCAGCUGAAACCAAGACAGCUAUUCAUCACUCCAAAAUAUUGUUCUGUAAUGGCUAUGCUUUUGAUGAACUUUUCCCUGAUGUGAUCUCGUCCGCUAUUGAUUGCGCAAUUGAUGCGGGAACAGCAGUAUUUUUUGAUCCUGGUCCUCGAGGAAAAUCUCUCUUACAUGGUACCCUUGAUGAACAGAGGGCACUUGAGCAUUCUCUGAGGCUCAGUGAUGUUCUGCUUUUAACAUCAGACGAGGCUGAGUCCCUGACGAACAUCAGAAACCCAAUCCAGGCAGGGCAAGAGUUGCUGAAGAGGGGGAUUCGCACAAAGUGGGUUGUCAUAAAAAUGGGCUCAAAGGGAUCAAUCAUGGUUACGAAGAGUGCUGUCUCCAGUGCACCUUCAUUUAAGAUUGACGUUGUGGACACCGUUGGAUGUGGAGAUAGCUUUACUGCUGCUAUAGCUUUUGGGUUCCUCCACAACUUGCCAGCAGUUAGCACACUGACACUAGCAAAUGCAGUGGGUGCUGCAACUGCCACUGGCUGUGGGGCAGGUCGGAAUGUUGCUCACCUGGAUAAAGUAUUACAACUCUUGAGAGAAUCCAAUAUCAAUGAGGACGAUACGCCGUGGAGCGAGUUGAUUGAAGCAAGUUCAUUCUGUUCUGAAGUUUCAGUGCUGUCUAAGACAGCAGUUAAUAGUUUCAGUGACCGCCUUGUGCAUGUUCCUACUUGCAAUGUGGUUUCCAACCUCCUUUCUAUGCUUGAGGCAGUGUCGGAGCGAAGCACAGUUCAGGCUUAAUCCCAUCUUGAAUGGUAUAUGGGGGCCCUUUUUUGCCAUUAAAUCAUUCAUAUAGAUUCUUCUUUUGCCAGACCGUCACACUGAUUUCAUGUGACGAGUGAUAGUUGGAGGCUGGCCACCAGGGAAAGCUAUUUGUUGGAAAGAUGUUUUGGAAGCUAUUAGUAAAUGUGCAGUAGUGGUCUCGCCUAGAAACAUCGUAUUUUACCCUAACUUUUGCACUAUUUGUUGGAACAUGGUGUCCCUUUAACUAACCAAGUUAUCUUCGACUGAUCAUCUGUUUGCGCCAAUGAUAUUUUGCCCCUUUCUGGAGCCA
This is a messenger RNA of Oryza sativa Japonica Group (Japanese rice), 1785 nucleotides long. Its product is annotated as probable fructokinase-4. The record is from RefSeq and is a predicted model, not a curated record. NCBI's taxonomy places the organism in Eukaryota, Viridiplantae, Streptophyta, Magnoliopsida, Poales, Poaceae.